This is a messenger RNA of Macrobrachium nipponense, 1763 nucleotides long. RefSeq names its product pyruvate dehydrogenase [acetyl-transferring]-phosphatase 1, mitochondrial-like (gene Pdp). Gene Ontology annotation, biological process: protein dephosphorylation. Gene Ontology annotation, cellular component: mitochondrion. The coding region runs from base 147 to 1664 and encodes 505 amino acids. The transcript has 3 exons. The record is from RefSeq and is a predicted model, not a curated record. Gene Ontology annotation, molecular function: cation binding; [pyruvate dehydrogenase (acetyl-transferring)]-phosphatase activity. Lineage: Eukaryota; Metazoa; Arthropoda; Malacostraca; Decapoda; Palaemonidae.
UGUGAAUAUUAUCGUCUGCUGUUGAAUGUAAACAAAUACAUACUACUGCUUGGGUCACUAUGAGCUAGCCAACGGACGGUUCUUUAAUUACUAUGUGGCCUUUAUAGUUGAACGUUGUGCAAGAAGCUUAAGAUUACAUUUACAUAAUGGCAAAAGUAUUACAAAGGAUAUUUAGAGAUAGUAUGCGACAAUCAAAUGUAAGACGGCAGUCAUUGUCCCUACUAAGGGUUUCCAUGAGAGACUUCCCCUGCCAUUUCAGUACAAGUGUGAUAUAUGGAAGUAAACAUUACCCACGCUUAUCACCCCAAGAGGUGUCUCAGGUUCUUCGGCAAAAUGAAACCGUCAUUAAAAUAAGUGGUGGAGAGGAGGUGAAUUGGUUAUCGGAUGAAGGCUCUACAAGUUCAUAUUCAGUGGUAGCAGUUGAUUCAAAUCAGCUGGCCUCUAAUUCUCCAAUUGAAGAUAAACUUUCAGCUGCACGUUGUCUCCAUACUACAGGAUAUCUUUUUGGAGUAUUUGAUGGUCAUGGAGGCCCAGAAUGUAGUCAAGUAGUGGCAAAGAGAUUGUUUGAUUACAUAGCAGCCUCAUUAGUGCCUCGUGCUGAAUUGCGCCGCCUAGUAUCGGAAUGGGAAUCAGGUAUUCAUGUCCCUUUAACUCAAGUCUUUAAUGAUCCGUCACAUUUUGUGUCAGGAUUACAAGAAAUAUAUGAAGCUUCACUGCUAAACUAUUGUCGUACAUUGUUAACCACUGUCACUCAGGAUUUCAGCAUGGAAGAGGCUUUAAUAGGAGCUUUUAAACAGCUAGAUGAAGAUAUUAGUCGUGAAGUUCAAGAAAAUCAGGAUUCAGAGAUGCUAGAGCCUUUACUUCGUGUAGCUCUCUCCGGAUCCGUUGCAUGUGUUGCACAUAUAGAUGGACCUCAUCUUCAUAUAGCUAAUACUGGUGACUGUGGUGCUGUAAUGGGUGUACAAUUACAAGAUGUUAUAGGGGGUUGGCGUGCUCUUCGCCUUACCAAUGAUCAUUCAUGGGAAAACUCAGCAGAGGUUAAUCGAGUGCUCUCAGAACACCCUCCUUCUGAAGGUGAUACCGUCAUAAAAGAUCAGAGACUUUUAGGAUUGCUAAUGCCAUUCAGAGCUUUUGGAGAUUUUCGGUUUAAAUGGGACAGGGAUGUACAGGUUGAUAUAAUAGAGCAGUAUGUAGGGCCAGGUAAUAUAAUACGCAAUUGCCUCACACCACCGUAUCUCACUUGUGUACCAGAGGUCACUUACCACAGACUACGGCCAUUUGACAGAUUCAUGAUAAUGGGGUCAGAUGGACUAUGGGAAAGUAUGAGUGCUGUAGAUUGCAUUACUCUUGUAGGUGAAUAUAUGUCAGGACGUCAAACACUUCAGCCAGUUUGUUUUCCUAGACAGGCAGUUACUCUUGGUGAAGUUUCACAACUUUUGGAUCAAAGACUGAGAGGUUUGAGCCUAAAGCCAGUUGAUACUAAUGCUGCCACCCAUUUAAUUCGUUAUGCAUUAGGAGGUUGCGAUACAGGCUUAGACCAUGGACGUCUUUCCCAUUCAUUAACCCUUCGUCCAGAAGUACGUAGGUAUUUUAGAGAUGAUAUAUCAAUCCAUGUAGUUUUCUUUGAUGCAAACUUUUUACGUGUAUGUUCUGUUGAAAUUUAGUUUUGAAUGGGAAUAAUUCCUAUUACAAUUACAUGUACUUACUUUUCUUCAGACUUGUGCAAAUUAUGUACAUAACAAUGAUAAUAAAGGUUCCUCUUA